AUGGAGCCGUGGCCGUGGCUGACGGCGGCGCUGCUGCUGCUGCUGCUGCUGCUGCAGCUGAGCCGCGCGGCGCGCUUCUACGCCCAGAUCAGCCUGUACUGCGCGCUCUGCUUCUCCGUCUCCAUCCUGGCCGCCGCCGUCUGCCUGCUGCGCCACGGCGGCCGCACCGUGGACAACAUGAGCAUCAUCAGCUGGUUCGUGCGGACCUUCAAGUACCUGUUCGGCCUCCGCUUCUCCGUGAAGGGGCGUGAGGAGCUGUGGAAGGACCGGCCCUGCGUCAUCGUGUCCAACCACCAGAGCAUCCUGGACAUGAUGGGCCUCAUGGAGGUGCUGCCGCCACGCUGUGUCCAGAUCGCCAAGCGGGAGCUGCUGUUCACGGGCCCCGUGGGCCUCAUCAUGUACCUGGGCGGCGUCUUCUUCAUCAACAGGCAGCGCUCCAGCACCGCCAUGAGCGUCAUGGCUGACGUGGGCCAGCUCAUGCUGAGGGAGAACCUCAAAGUGUGGAUCUACCCCGAGGGCACACGCAACGACAACGGGGACCUGCUGCCCUUUAAGAAGGGCGCCUUCUACCUGGCCGUGCAGGCCCAGGUGCCCGUGGUCCCCGUGGUGUACUCCAGCUUCUCCUCCUUCUACAACUCCCGGACAAAGCUCUUCACCUCAGGCACCAUCCAGGUGGAGGUCCUGGACCCCAUCCCCACCAGCGGCCUCACCGUGGACGACGUGCCCGCGCUCAUGGACACCUGCCACCGCGCCAUGCGCACCGCCUUCCUGCGCCUGUCCAAGCCCCCGCAGGAGAACGGGGCCCCGGAGCCGGCCGCCCCGCCCGCCCCGCCCGCCGCCCAGGCCGCCCAGUGA
Pipistrellus nathusii (Nathusius's pipistrelle) is the source of this 855-nucleotide messenger RNA. NCBI's taxonomy places the organism in Eukaryota, Metazoa, Chordata, Mammalia, Chiroptera, Vespertilionidae. The record is from the annotation of a GenBank genome assembly.